Messenger RNA from Cadophora gregata, 4307 nucleotides. RefSeq lists its product as uncharacterized. Gene Ontology annotation, molecular function: cysteine-type endopeptidase activity; cysteine-type deubiquitinase activity. Lineage: Eukaryota; Fungi; Ascomycota; Leotiomycetes; Helotiales; Ploettnerulaceae. Gene Ontology annotation, cellular component: cytosol; nucleus. The record is from RefSeq and is a predicted model, not a curated record. Bases 3114 to 4307 code for a protein of 397 amino acids. The transcript is spliced from 5 exons.
UCCGGCUGAGAUCCAGUUCCAACCCACCCUUGUCACAUGCGCUGCAUCAAGCAGAAGCCCAGUGGACAAUAGUAGUCGGCCGGCGAGGUAGGUAGGUAUGUCAUAAAAUUCGGUCGCACGCCGAUGAGAUGACCAAGUAUUCCUCAACGAGACCGUCUCCAAUUGCCUGACUGUAUGUUAAGCUUCUUCAUGAUGACGCUGAUCCCGCUCCGCGGUCUCAUGGCGAAUUUGCUCUGAAAUCACGGAAAUGUGAUAACUACUAGCACCGACUCUGCCGCCAUAGACCGAACGCUGCAGGUGGUUUUGAUAGUCAAGUCCACAUGUGAUGGUCCUAGGCUCCUCCAGAAGGGUUCCUGGCUUUGGUUGGGUGGAAUUCGGAGGAGCAAAUCUCCGAGUGAGAUUCAUUGGCUCAUUGACGGGCCUCUUGAUGGGUACGACUUCCUCAGAGAUUCGAAAUGCGUGUGCAAAUGACCCGCUUAUUCAAGAACGCUUCGAAAUAGUUGUUUCUUUGGAUUUUGGUACUAAUUGAGUCCACUGUCAAGGCGCAUUUCUGUCAGACACAGCAGUAUCCCCUCCGUCCCCCUUACACAAACACAGCAAUAAACACUCCAAAGCCGUUCUGAGUGACAAUGAUAACAUCCAGACGAGGACAGGCAUUUCUCCGUGCUUCUGGGCCCCACUCCUGUCCUGACAUCCACCCCAGACGUGAUCAUACUGCCACUGGCUCGAUUCACAAAGUGGCACGGUUUUUUAGACUCCAUUGUCCAGACACGGAAUCCUCGACAACCUUUUUUUCCUCUUCGAGCUUUCGAAGGAUCUGCAAGAUACCACCAUUGGCUGGCAAGUGAAGAUUCUCAGGAACAUCUUUGUAUAUGACUUUGACGAUCUCCAUCGACGUCCAGUUAUCAGAAUCACUCGGUGCUUCAAUGCCUGGAUGAGACUUCUUGGACUUCAGAACCUGGAUCACUUGGUUUUCCCGGAGUUGUCUAUGCUUGAUGUACUCGAAAAUCUUGCCUGGACCGUCUUCGAGAACAGGACCGUGUCCUGGGUAUGCUCGACCUCUGAAUUUCCCUCUCAUCGUCUCCAAACUCUUCAAAUAUACUAGAAGGUCCUCGAAAACUGCUGUUCCAUGACCAAGUACGUUGUCACCAGUGAACAUGGCAUCCUCUUCCUCGAGAACCAAUGCCAUAUGAUCUUGAGUAUGACCGGGUGAGAAAACCGCUUUUAAGGAAGCACCUUCUACUUGGAAGAGCUGCCCAUCGCUAAUAUCAAGCUGUCCGCAAUCUGGCUGGUUUUUGUAAAUAUUGGUAGAUGGCGAGAACUCUAGCAAAUGCUUGAUGCCACCCUGAUGGUCGUGGUGCCAGUGAGUGAUAAUAGCCUUCGUGAUCGUUGCAUUUUCUUUCUGUAGGAUGUCCUUCAAGGAGGCAAUCCAAGAAGGCUUCCCUUCUCCGGUAUCGAUCAGAACCCGCUGCGUUCCGGUACCAACAAUAUAAGUAUUUGAUCCUAGGUAUGGUUAGACAACGGUACCAGUGGAGACUAGUCAGGCUGGUCACCUUGUAAAGUAAACUAUAGACCUGAUUAGCAUAGACCUUGUGAAAUGCGUAGGUAGGCAUAUUUGAGAGUGUCUUUUGAGUAGCAAAGUAUGAAACGCUGCAAACAGCCCUGGAGAGAUUGAAGUCGAAGAGAAGAGUUGUGAAUAUGGUCCAUGCCUAUCAGUACAAGAUACGGUAUCGAUUCCUCGAACAUCUUCCCAUAUGGAUUGUCGCAACAAAAGUUGUCUUCAAAAGCCCAGUCGACGCGAUCAGACUCAAAAUAGUCUUUUGUACAAAGCCGAUUGCGGGCCUUGAGAGUCUAGAUGUGUUUGGAGCUUAAACACACAGGACUGGCUACAUCCAAAACACCCACUGGAGCGAACGCACUUUUGAGAAUUCUCAACCAUGCUGGAGAUGAGGGGAGCUCAAAGGAUAGUCCGUCGCAUGGGAGUCAUCAUACCCAAAUUGCCCUUUGCCAGGUUGUAAGGCGGAUAAUACAUAAAAGUGACAGUGUGCUGGACUCGGCUCGGGGCUCGAAAUCGGUGGCUCACCUUUCCUGGAUUCCCUCCAAGCACUCGAAUAACGGAAGGGCUCAACUUCUCCACAUUCUGUAAUGGGACCAAUUGUGUAGCCAUUUUCGCGAUGUUAUUGGCAAAACGAGGUGCAGAUCGCAUAUGAUUUUGACGGGAUGCCUGCAGAGUACCUAGGUAGGUAACAGUCUAGGACCCCUCGGGCGAAUAGAUAGGUGGUUUCGUAGGUGGUUUCGUAAGUGGUUUUGUAGGUGGUUUUGUAGGUAGGUAGGUAGGUAGGGCAAGCCUGGCUGCCCGGAACAGGAAUUUGCUCUGAAAUGAUGCUGUAAUUGAUAGCAUUUACUUGUACCUACCUACAGUAGGAGCUCCUAGGAACUAAGCCCCUGCCCCUGCCUCGGCUCUGAUAUUGUACGAAAGGUACUUAUACUCGCCCGUCGCUGAUUGGCCCGACCGCUGCCGACAGAUUCGUGAGCCCAACCUCGAGGCUUCAGCAUCGUUCUUCAACGCUGGGAUUGGGCCUUUGUCAAUCAAUCGACAAUAUGGGGAGUUCUUCCCGGCCUGUGACGCCGGCGUCACCCAGAGUACCCAAGAUCAAACCUGCUCAGCCAGGUGUGCCUCUCUUUGGUUGUGGUGUGUAUGGCAAGACUGCCCUGCCUUGCCCUGCCCUAAAUUCGUAGCCUCGCACGCCAGCCUGCUAACUCAACUAUCAUCCUCCAGAACAUGUCCGCAUACUGUUGGAAGGACCAGUUGAGAUUCUAGAGAAUACUAUACGCGCCUACAGGACCUGUAUGUGUGUGGUCUCCGAUACGACACCAAUAAUACCUCAAACCUCCAAAACUCCUGCUGGACAAGCACUGACGACCUUGACACCGAACUACCUCUGUCUCCAAUGUGAAGUCACCACGACAGCGUCUGGCCGUGUUGAGCAUGGUAUGGAGACUAAGCAUCGGUUCUGUAUGUGCCCUCCUAUCACCUCCUAUCAUAGAGAACGACGAUACAAAAACUUACUUUCCUAGAUGUCGAGUCUCGGAAUGGCUAUCUCUUCUGCCAGAUGUGCAAUGACUUCGUGUUUGACCCAACUCUUGAGGGCCUAAGAUUGCGCAAGAUUGGUACUGGAAGUUUUUCUUCACGAAAACGAAAACUGGACGACCUUUUCACCGACGCCUCGAAAGAGGACUCACAGCUCAUGUCCGUCAACACAAACAAUACGCCUUGCCGAGCUAGUGGUAUACGGGGCAUAUACAAUAUGGGGGCUACAUGCUACAUGAAUGUCAUUCUCCAGAGCUUGAUGCAGAACCCGUUGCUCCGGAACUUCCACCUGGGCGACGGCCACCGAAGCUCCGAGUGCACUCGUAAGAACUGUGUGGCAUGUGCCAUGGAUGAAAUGUUCCAGGCAUUCCACGCCCAGCCUGAGACGGUUGGGUACUCGGCGCAUAACAUGCUUGCCUGCUUUUGGAUGUCGAAACGGAAAGCAUACGAAGAGCUUGCCAGCAACAAGGAGCAGGAUGCCCAUGAGUUUUUUCAGUUCCUGACUGAAGAGCUUCAUGAAAUCAAUGCCAAUGCACACAGACAGGCGUUGGCGGAUGGGGCACCCUCACCCAAGCGUGCCAGACCAGAUUCAACCUGUAAUUGCAUCGUUCACCAGACCUUUUACGGCCGGACGCAAAGCACCAUCACAUGUCAGGGCUGUGGCGAGAUCAGAACCUCUGUCCAACAAUUUAUGGAUCUUAGUCUUGGUCUCGAUGUGCUCUCAAAGAAGAAGAGUAUCAAGACCACGGGGCUGAGCGUCAAACGAUGCUUGGAAGCGGAAUAUAAGCAGGCGGAGCGUUGUGAAUACACUUGUCACAAUUGCGGAACAAAAGAGGCCAAGAAGCUAUCAAGCAUCAAGAGCCUACCUAAUGUUCUUUCCCUUCAGUUGAAGCGUUUCAAACAAAGCAAUGGCUCUGCCUCGAAGAUUGAGACCAAGGUUUCUUUUCCCCUCAAGCUGGAUAUGUACCCUUACACGAAUCGAGCACGAGGGCAAGAUCCAAAGCAAAACCCCGAGUUGGCAAGGGGCUGCACAUAUGAACUUCAAAGUGUUGUUGUGCAUGUUGGUAAUCUCGAAACAGGUCACUACAUCUCAUACUCGCGUGUUGGUAAUCAGUGGUUUAAAUUCAACGACCAUAAUGUUACACUGGCCUCAAAAUCGGACGUUCUCAACUCCGAGGCGUUUAUAUUAUUCUACGUCAUACAGUCAUUGGCAUGA